This is a messenger RNA of Cornus florida, 1723 nucleotides long. RefSeq names its product DEAD-box ATP-dependent RNA helicase 15. The transcript has 12 exons. The coding region runs from base 153 to 1439 and encodes 428 amino acids. Gene Ontology annotation, molecular function: RNA helicase activity; ATP binding; RNA binding. NCBI's taxonomy places the organism in Eukaryota, Viridiplantae, Streptophyta, Magnoliopsida, Cornales, Cornaceae. The record is from RefSeq and is a predicted model, not a curated record.
CGUAAGUUCGUAACCCUAACUCUGCCUCUAUUAUUUCAGUGUCCCCUAACCCUAGAUCCGUGGGUCUCUCUCUGCCUCUCUUCUUUAUUUUCAAUUUUGCUUCCGCAGAUUCAGUAACUUCACUUCAUCUCUCCCAUUUAAGCUCAAGGAUCAUGGGUGAAGUAAAGGACAACGAUGCUUACGAGGAAGAGCUCAUCGACUACGAGGAGGAAGACGAAAAAGCUCCCGACUCUAACAAUGCGAAAGCCACUGGCGAUUCUGCCAAAAAGGGCUAUGUUGGAAUUCACAGUUCGGGAUUCAGAGACUUCCUGUUGAAACCAGAACUUCUUCGAGCCAUUGUAGAUUCAGGAUUUGAACAUCCUUCGGAAGUGCAACACGAGUGCAUACCUCAAGCUAUCUUAGGAAUGGAUGUCAUCUGUCAAGCAAAGUCUGGAAUGGGGAAAACUGCUGUGUUUGUUCUAUCUAGUCUACAGCAGAUUGAUCCUGUUCCCGGUCAAGUUGCUGCUCUUGUACUUUGCCACACAAGAGAGUUAGCUUACCAGAUCUGUCAUGAAUUUGAGAGGUUCAGUACGUAUUUGCCUGAUAUAAAGGUCGCUGUCUUCUAUGGUGGUGUCAAUAUCAAGAUUCACAAGGAUUUACUGAAGAAUGAGUGCCCACAUAUUGUCGUUGGAACACCUGGAAGAAUAUUGGCUCUUGCAAGAGAUAAAGACCUUGGAUUAAAGAACGUGAGGCAUUUUAUCCUGGAUGAGUGUGACAAAAUGCUCGAAUCCCUUGACAUGAGGAGAGAUGUGCAGGAGAUUUUCAAGAUGACACCACAUGAAAAGCAGGUCAUGAUGUUUUCAGCUACACUCAGCAAGGAGAUCCGUCCAGUUUGCAAGAAGUUUAUGCAAGAUCCUAUGGAGAUUUAUGUGGAUGAUGAGGCCAAGUUGACUCUUCAUGGUCUCGUACAGCAUUACAUUAAAUUGAGUGAGCUGGAGAAAAACCGCAAGCUUAAUGAUCUACUUGAUGCCUUGGAUUUCAACCAAGUUGUCAUUUUUGUCAAAAGCGUCAGCAGAGCAGCUGAGCUGAACAAGCUACUUGUGGAGUGCAACUUCCCUUCCAUCUGCAUACAUUCUGGAAUGUCCCAGGAAGAAAGGUUGACACGGUACAAGGGUUUCAAGGAGGGUCAUAAAAGAAUUCUAGUGGCAACCGAUUUGGUUGGAAGGGGAAUUGACAUUGAGCGAGUCAACAUUGUUAUCAAUUAUGACAUGCCAGAUUCAGCUGACACUUAUCUCCACAGGGUGGGAAGAGCUGGUAGGUUCGGGACUAAAGGGCUUGCAAUUACAUUUGUCUCUUCUGCUUCGGACUCUGAUGUUCUUAACCAGGUUCAAGAGAGGUUUGAGGUGGAUAUAAAGGAGCUUCCGGAGCAAAUUGAUACUUCUACAUAUAUGCCAUCGUGAUGGAGAAGGAAAAUGUUCCAUAUAAUCUUCCAAGAAGCAUGGGUGGAAAAGGUUCUCAGGAGGUGUUUACAAUCUUUCCGUUAAUAGUGGCAAUGUUCGGGGUGGGUCUUUUGAAGGCAGCUGUUAGGGAUAACACAGAGAUUCAGUAUUUACUUGCGUUUUUAAGCUAUUAAGCACUAUUAUUUAUUAGAGUUCCAACUGAUGGAUGUUUUGGGGAAAACUAAUAGCUGAAUUAUAUUGUAAUAUGUGUGGUAGUUUAUUGAAAUUUUGCUGGCACUUUAGGA